Messenger RNA from Cucurbita pepo subsp. pepo (vegetable marrow), 1898 nucleotides. RefSeq lists its product as uncharacterized. Gene Ontology annotation, cellular component: cytoplasm. The record is from RefSeq and is a predicted model, not a curated record. NCBI's taxonomy places the organism in Eukaryota, Viridiplantae, Streptophyta, Magnoliopsida, Cucurbitales, Cucurbitaceae. Gene Ontology annotation, molecular function: ubiquitin protein ligase activity; zinc ion binding.
UUUUGGGUUGAACAAAUUAAAAUCAAUCCAUAAGGCUUAGAACUUGGAAGUGGAGGGAAGAAGAUGAAGGGAAGUAUAUAUUCUUUUGCUAAUUGUGGCGGGAAAAUGUCGUAAGAGACCCGAACCCAUUUCCAUUUACUAUCCCUCUCGCUAUCAUUCCUCCGAUACUCUCUCCUCUUCCUAAGGGGGAAAAACCCUCUCUCUCAAUCCACUCUUCUUGUGUUGUGCUUCAAUUUCAACGCUUUCCGGUGCCGGAGGGGUAUUUCAGCGGCAAAUAAGAACUAGCUUCGAUUAUCGGAAGUGGAGUGUUGUUGAAGGUUAUUGCAGAGUUCGAUAUCAAAUGGCGGAAGUUUUUGAUGACGAAACCGAACAGACGAUUUCUAUUCAAGAGUAUCUGAAGGAAGUUGAGGAACAGGAGCUGGAAGCAGAUUUGGUUUUGGGAGGUGACGAAGGAAAGGAAUGUACUUACAGCAAGGGUUAUUUGAAGAGACAAGCCAUUUUCUCAUGUCUAACUUGUACCCCUGAUGGAAAUGCCGGAGUUUGCACAGCAUGUAGCUUGUCCUGUCACGAUGGACACGAGAUUGUGGAAUUAUGGACGAAAAGGAACUUCAGGUGCGACUGUGGAAAUUCAAAAUUUGGAGAUUUCAUUUGCAAGCUGUUCUCAAACAAAGAUGUAGAAAAUGCCAACAAUUCGUAUAACCAUAACUUUAAAGGCUCAUAUUGCAUAUGCAAUCGUCCUUAUCCUGAUCCAGAUGUUGAAGAGCAGGUGGAGAUGAUUCAGUGCUGUAUGUGUGAGGAUUGGUUCCACGAGGAACAUCUUGGUCUCAGUUCCAUAGAUGAGAUUCCGAGAGAUGAAGACGGGGAGCCCCUGUACGAGGACUUCAUAUGCUCGGCAUGUUCUGCAGUUUGUUCUUUUCUGAGUCAAUACCCUUCUUCUAUUUGGGCUGUGGGAAGGCCCUCUGAUAUCUCCUUGGACGUUACCAAGAAAAAUGAUGCUCCAGAACCCAUACUUUCACAUAGUACAUCUGUAAAGCGCGAUGAUGAUGCCAAUGCUCACGAUUCUGCCAAUGUCGACCUUACAGUAGCUCCUGAUAAAUCUGCUGACAAAAACAGCUUGCUUAGUGAACCUACUACUGAGAAUGAUCGUGGUUCCAACGAAUCUAUUAAAGAUAACGAUCAAACUGUUAGUUGUGUGCUUGGCGCUUCUCAGUCAUCUGCUUCUACAGCCGUUCAAAACAAGCCAAUGUUUCUUUCAAAGAACUGGAGGGGUGCCUUGUGCAGAUGUGAAAAAUGCGUCGAUAAUUUUAAGCGGAUGAAUAUUAGUUUCCUGCUAGAUGAAGAGGACUCCAUUGCUGAAUAUGAGAAAAUAGCAAAGCAGAAGAGGGAAGAGAAGUUACAGCAACAAGAGGGUGCUGAGUUGAAGUUGUUUGAUAACCUUGGCCAUGUAGAGAAAAUUGAGAUUCUGAAUGGCAUUGCAGAUAUGAAGGAUGAGAUUCAUACAUUCCUGGAAUCGUUCGACUCGUCAAAGCCUAUCACAUCUGCAGAUAUCCACCAGGUUUUCGAGAAUCUAGCUAAAAAGAGGCGUCGUACGGAAUGAAGUGUUCUGAGGAACCUCAGUAGAUUUGAGCAUCUAUGGUCUUAGGAUUUCUCAAGUAGGCUGUCCUGACUAAAUAUACUCUUGGGCUGCUGUCUUUUUUUUUCAGAAUACUGUCGUGUAAAACUGUUAACUAUGGGACUUAAUUCUCCUUGAGAACUAGAUUAUGCUUUCUGAAAUGACUUGUUUUGGAAACCAUGUUAGGCUUACCGGAGGUGCUAAGCUGUAAAUUCAACUUAGUUUCAGACCCUGUUUCUAAUUUAUGCUACACCUGGCCCUGAUGGAUUGUGUUGCUCACUCUGUA